Messenger RNA from Scaptodrosophila lebanonensis, 481 nucleotides. RefSeq lists its product as uncharacterized. The coding region runs from base 27 to 470 and encodes 147 amino acids. NCBI's taxonomy places the organism in Eukaryota, Metazoa, Arthropoda, Insecta, Diptera, Drosophilidae. The transcript is spliced from 4 exons. The record is from RefSeq and is a predicted model, not a curated record.
UUGUGUGAAAUAGAAAUGAUUUUGAAAUGAUCCGGUCGUGCUGUGGCUGCUGCAGUCUGCGAAUUGGAUGCUUCUUGAUCGGGUCCUACCUUAUCAUCUCAUCAACUAUAUUUACACUUCAGUGUAUGCAAUCGAAACCAGACAUUCUAUUGGCCCUCACCUAUUUUACGAGAUGUAUUGCGGCAAUCGCGCUGAUUUAUGGAGCUAUAAAGGAGCAAACUUUACCUUUGAAGGUGUUCAUAUUUAUUCUUGUUUAUUAUUCUAUAUUAUUCUAUAUUAUUCUUGUAAUCACUUGGCUGCUCUUUGCAUUUGAUGUGAUGGAUAGGCCAGAUGGUCAAAAGGUAACCAGAAAUACUACUGUUAUAGUUAUAGUACUAAUCGUAUACUUAGUGCUGUUCACCUACUUUCUAUUAGUGGCAUUUUUUUACUUCAAGGAGCUGAAAAAUCGAGCAACUGCAACGGCAACCUAAGAUAUAAUGCU